CUCUACAAGGACGUCAUGAUGGACAAUCAGCCGCCCCUCACAUCACCGGAUGGAUCCAGUCAUGGGAACCCACCAGAGAGAUGUCCCCGUCCUCUGUAUUCCCGGGAUUCCACACAGGAAGGUCACACCAUCCCUCACCAUCAUCAGAGUGGAAUCCUCGGGAUGAUAAUAUUGAUAUUAAAGAAGAGUAUAAAAGAGGAGGAGGAGGAUGAGGAGUAUGGAGUGAUGGAGGAGUCAGAGCUUCUAAAAGAACACAAAGAUCUGUACCAGGACACCAUGGUGGAAUCAUCCAGCACAGAAACCCACCAGAGAGAUGUCCCCGUCCUCUGUAUUCCCGGGAUUCCACACAGGAAGGUCACACCAUCCCUCACCAUCAUCAGGUAGAUGAUGACAAUUAUUGGAACCCACCAGAGAGAUGUCCCCGUCCUCUGUAUUCCCGGGAUUCCACACAGGAAGGUCACACCAUCCCUCACCACAUCAUCAGAGUGGAAUCCUCGGGGAUUAUAAUAUUAUUGUUAAGGAAGAGUAUAAAGAGGAGGAUGAGGAGUAUGGAGUGAUGGAGGAGUUUUCAGAAGGACACAAGGAUAUGAUGGAGCCAUCUAAUACCAGGAACCCCCCAGAGAGAUGUCCCCGUUCUCUGUAUUCCCGGGAUUCUACACAGGAGGAGGUGACACCAUCCCUCACCAUUACAAGGUUGAUGGAUCCAGUCAUGGGAACCCACCAGAGAGAUGUCCCCGUCCUCUGUAUUCCCGGGAUUCCACACAGGAAGGUCACACCAUCCCUCACCAUCAUCAGGUAGAUGAGGAACAAUCACUGUAAAUCAUCAGAGAGAUGUCUCCAUUCUUUGUAUUCCCAGGAUUUCACACAGGAAGGUCACACCAUCCCUCACCAUUACAAGGUUGGUGG
Molecule: messenger RNA, 906 nt
Organism: Staurois parvus
Lineage: Eukaryota; Metazoa; Chordata; Amphibia; Anura; Ranidae
Source: the annotation of a GenBank genome assembly